UUUGCAGUUCCAAUUCCUACCAGAUUUAAUAGACGAGUAUCAGUCUGUGCAGAGACCUAUAACCCUGAUGAAGAAGAGGAAGAUAAUGAUCCAAGGGUGGUUCAUCCUAAAACUGAUGAGCAGAGAUGCAGACUUCAGGACGCUUGCAAAGAUAUUCUCCUUUUCAAAAACCUUGAUCAGGAACAGCUUUCUCAAGUUCUCGAUGCCAUGUUUGAAAGGUUAGUCAAAGUGGACGAGCACGUCAUUGACCAAGGAGAUGAUGGAGACAACUUUUAUGUCAUAGAACGGGGAACCUAUGACAUUUUAGUAACAAAAGAUAACCAGACACGAUCUGUUGGUCAGUAUGACAACCGUGGCAGUUUUGGCGAACUGGCUCUGAUGUACAAUACCCCAAGGGCGGCUACCAUUGUUGCCACCUCAGAAGGCUCCCUUUGGGGAUUGGAUCGGGUAACUUUCAGAAGAAUCAUAGUUAAAAACAAUGCAAAAAAGAGGAAGAUGUUUGAAUCAUUUAUUGAGUCUGUGCCACUCCUUAAAUCACUAGAGGUGUCAGAAAGAAUGAAGAUUGUGGAUGUAAUAGGAGAAAAGGUUUAUAAGGAUGGAGAGCGCAUAAUUGCUCAGGGUGACAAGGCUGAUAGUUUUUUCAUCAUAGAAUCUGGCGAAGUGAGCAUUUUGAUAAGAAGCAAGACGAAAACAAGCAAGGAUGCUGGCAGCCAGGAGGUUGAGAUUGCCCGCUGCCAUAAGGGGCAGUACUUUGGAGAGCUUGCACUGGUCACCAACAAACCCAGAGCGGCUUCAGCAUACGCAGUUGGAGAUGUCAAAUGCUUAGUUAUGGAUGUUCAAGCAUUCGAGAGGCUUCUGGGGCCCUGCAUGGACAUCAUGAAGAGGAACAUCUCAAACUACGAGGAGCAGCUGGUGAAGAUGUUUGGCUCCAACAUGGAUCUGGUUGACCCCGGAGAGUAGCCAUGCCACAUUCCCAGAGCCUUCUCAGCGUGACACCAACAUCUUCUGGUCAGCCACAGAACACACACAGAAAAACAGACACGACAGAACUGUUCCUGCUGUUACCAUGGCCGCUGCCAUUGCUGUGGUUACGGGCAUUUAGACAACUUGAAAGUCAGCACUAAAGGAUGGACAAGAGGUUCCACCUCCACCUCCACUUUGCUUCUGAAAAGCCCAUUAGACCACUUGUAAUGAUUACUCCAACCCAGUUUUCACAUCUUUGGUUCAGAAUGGCAUGUCUCUCCAACAAAUUUUAAGUGCCUGAUAAAAAGUCCAAAGUGUAAAACAUCCUCCUUUUCCUCUCUCGCUGCUACUAUUGCUUUUUUGGAAGUUACUCACAGUUCUGCAGAAACCUGUUAAAUAACUUUAGACACCUUCUUCUUCCCAUCUUUCUUAAGGGAGGAACUGUUGUAGCUUUCAAUCUCCUCAUCUGUCUUUUGAGAAAGUCCCACAGUUGGUUCACUGUUGCUGCUUUUGGUUUUGUAAUGGAAAAGGGCAGCACCUGUCAUGGAGGUCCAUGGUCCAGCGUUGUUGUACUGUCUGCUGACAGCUGCACACCUAACAGCUGUCUGUCUCCAAGCCCUCAGUGAUACUUAGCGAAAGACCCUGUUAGAGGGCCCUAGCAAGUCAGUACUCCAGAACAGAUUAAAAAGUCACUAGGGCCCAUGGUAGAGCAGUAAAUUUGGAAUCAGUGCAUUGAGCCAGGAAAGGUUUUCUGGGUUUUGUUUUGGUUUUUUUUCUGUUGUGUUUUAAACAGAUUUUUAUUUUGUUUAAUCUCCAUGUAGUUUGCAUGAACAGAUGUCUGAGGAGCCAACGGUACCAGUUAGCUCAACUGGCUAGAGAACCAAGAAGCCAGGGUCUGGAGGUGUCAAUGCUUUCUCUGACCUAAAUACUUGGCUGCCACUUCUCAGUUCCUAUUGCUGCUUCUGGUUAAGGGCAGUACACUGACAACAGGUUUUGCGACACAGAGAGCCCUUUCCUUCAACUUCUGAGUUCAUUGUUGCAUAGCUUGGCUAUGGAUCAUCCAUUUUUUUCAACUCUUUAAGAAAGUUAUUUUUAAAAAGAAACUAUUGGUCUAGGGCAUUCCCCUUGGACAUAUUAGUAUAUGUGGAGUUUAUCAGCUGACUCAGGCAUUCAUUGUAAAAAUUGAUUUGUUUCAAGAAAUUGGCUUCAUUAG
Dipodomys ordii (Ord's kangaroo rat) is the source of this 2176-nucleotide messenger RNA. RefSeq names its product protein kinase, cAMP-dependent, regulatory, type II, alpha (gene Prkar2a). The annotation marks the transcript as partial. The transcript has 10 exons. The record is from RefSeq and is a predicted model, not a curated record. Lineage: Eukaryota; Metazoa; Chordata; Mammalia; Rodentia; Heteromyidae. Gene Ontology annotation, molecular function: cAMP-dependent protein kinase regulator activity. Gene Ontology annotation, biological process: regulation of protein phosphorylation. Gene Ontology annotation, cellular component: cAMP-dependent protein kinase complex.